GUGACGUGUAUAUCGGAAAUGGCCACGCAAGCGACUGGAAUCAUAACAUUGCAUUUGUAGUGUUUUUACUCAUCCUCACGUUGUUCUUUUUCAAUUACUUUAUUUCUCUUUUUCCAUGACGGAUAUUUAUAGCUAUUUUGGGGAAGCGGAAAUUAGAGGGAAACUUAAAUAUUUCUUUUGCAGCGCUGUGAAAACAUGAGGCGGGUCGCUGUGAAAGCUAACCAGCAGCUACUAGCAUUAGCUAGCAAAUGGCUGCUCAGCUGUGAUGUCUGUCACUGUCAGAAAUGACAAGACGACGUGCAAAAUAGUAGUGAAGCUGCUGGGAGGCUGUGAGCUGCACGGAGAGACGGUUAGCUAACAGCAUGUGACACAGAAGCCCCUCUGCUCGCCAAAGAGUUGGUUUCAAUCGAGAUGCCUCGUCUGGAGGAGCUGGCCAACGUCGCCCUGAGGGUGCCGAGCAUCCUGGUGCUGGACCUGCUCUACAAAUGUGACAUUGAAGGUUUAACGGAGCACCUCAAGGCCAAAAACGAAGACAUGCUCUUCAAGUAUAAAUAUGUCAUCUGGAACAUGUACUACAUCGGUCAUCUCAUAAAUGUGGUGGUGUUAGUCCUGCCGCUGAGACACAUUGUGACGCUCUACCUCCACAUCCUCGCCGCCCUCCUCCUGUACAUGGGGCAUCAGAUUUCCAAGGAUUAUGUUCGUGAGGAGCUGCAGUACGGUUAUGAAGGAGCUGUGUAUCUUGAUUCUUUGGCCUUCAACAGAUUUGUCUCUGCGAUGACUAGUCAGAUUAUUCUCAGCACGCUGUGUGCCUUCCUGAUGAAGACCAGAAAGGUGUGGCUGUUCUCCGCUCACAUGCUCCCCCUGCUGGCUCGACUCUGCGCUGCCCCUCACGCCACACUGCUAACGGUCAACACCUUCUCCAUGGGCCUGACUGCAGCCGGGAUCGCCGUGUUCCUCCUCUCAAAUCUCUUCGUGCCAUAUCGCCUCGCAAGGGCUGCCUACUCAGAGCUGCUUCACCUGGAGGUGAUCGAGCUGUACAGACUUCUGGCGGUGGGAAUCUCUCUGUGGAACCAGUUUGCCGUCCCAGUGCUCUUCAGUGUCUUCUGGUUUGUUCUGUUCGUCGUCCAGCUGUGCUCAGACACCAUGUCUGCCAGCGCCUCAGCAGCCCAUCAGGGAAUCAUGUUCUUCCUGCUCACAAGUGUCUCUGAAUGUUGUGCCACACCAUACUCCCUUCUGGGUCUGACCUUCGUGGUGUCCUAUCUGGCUCUCGGACUGCUCAACCUAUGCAAGUUCUACCUGGGAGGUUAUGCAGCUGUUCAGAACGAGAAUGUCAUGCACAGAGGAGUGACCGAAGGCGUCACUCUGCUGCUGCUCGCCCUUCAGACCGGCCUGUUAGAUAUGCAGGCACUACAGCGCACCUUCCUCCUCAGCAUCAUCCUCUUCAUCGUGGUGACUUCAACCCUGCAGUCAAUGAUAGAAAUAACAGACCCAGUUAUUCUGGCUCUGGGUGCGUCGCGCAACAGGAGUCUGUGGAAACAUUUCCGCGGCCUCAGCAUGUGUCUGCUUCUGCUGGUGUUCCCAGUGUUUAUGGCUUAUAAAAUCUCCCAGUUCUUCCACAUGGACUUCUGGCUGCUGAUACUGGUGUCCAGCUGCAUGCUGACCUCCCUUCAGGUUACAGGCACGAUGCUGAUCUACUCCCUCUUUAUGGUGGAGCUGUUUCGCAGCGACCCCAUCGAGAGCCUGGACGAAGUGAUCUACUGGGUGAACGCCGUCAGCCGGGUGCUGGAGUUCGUGGUGGCGCUGUGCGUGGUGGCGUACGGCACCUGGGAGUCGCUGUUCGGCGAGUGGAGCUGGAUGGGCGCCUCCGUCAUCAUCAUCCACUCGUACUUCAACGUUUGGCUCCGAGCUCAGUCGGGCUGGAGGAGCUUCCUGCUCCGGCAGGAAGCGGCGAAGAAGAUCAACUCCCUGCCCAGAGCCACGGCUCAGCAGCUGCAGCAGCACAACGACGUCUGCUCCAUCUGUUUCCAGGAAAUGAGCUCUGCCGUGAUCACCUACUGUGGACAUUUCUUCCACGGCAACUGCCUUCGCAAGUGGCUGUAUGUUCAGGAAACGUGCCCCAUGUGUCACCAAACGGUCCGACCGACGCCUCCAGCUCAGAGCCAGCAGGCUUCGGGAGACGCUCCGGCAGCUCCGCCUCAGAGAGACGCAGGUCCGGAUCCGGCUGCACAACAGGGAGUUCAGGACCCAGACAGCGGCGGUGGCGGCGGCAGGACUCAGGAGAGCGACGAUUUACCUCCGGAUGCCACCAAGCAGCAGCAGCAUCGGGAGGAGGAGGAGAGUGAAAACAAAGAGCAGCCAGCUGAACCUCACAGCGACGCCGUCCACGGUCUUCGUUUCAGCUCCAGUGGAGACUUUGUGGGAUUUGUCAGCCCAGUUUCUUCAGGUUCUGGUUCUCACGAGCCGCCGGGUAAAACUUCGCACAAUCAAGACGAGAGGGUCAAAGACUCGCCACUGCCAUCGACUCCUGAAGCUGUCAGUGAAAACGCAGCAGACUCUGACUCGACGGGACUGCAAGACAGCGUUGCUCUUCGGUCCAAAUUGUGGAUCGAUCCGCCAGAAUCAAACCACACUGACAAAAAACAGGAGGCGUGUGCUCUGAGCCUCCCUGGUAGCCAAACGUCCAUCAAAUCAUGUAGUCAGAACUCAGAACUCUCAGACCACCAUCACAGUCACAAAGGCAACGGCACACUUUCAGACUCAGAGAGGCUCAGAGCGGCUGAAUCGGCAGCACAGGUCCUCCAGCCGUCUCCCUCGGACGCCACCUUCUCUUGCACAAGCACAGACAGCAGCGACUGACUGCCCUGCAUCAGUGCCUUGAAGGGAGUAAAAGGGUGAUUCUCCUUAACGGGGGGAAUUAAACACAUUUGCCUUCUGUAUGUGAACCAAUAGGGAAAAAAGUCUGUAUCUUCUACCAGACAGUGUAAUGAAUGUGCUUCGGUUUAGCAAAUAACGAGCGUCUGGACUGAUCAUGAGACUAAAUUGUGACGGAUUAUCAUGCGAGAAAUUGUAAAGAAAUUCUAAUUAAAUAAUAAUAAUCAUGUGUAACUACAAAUCGGUGAUCUUGCAUCAACAUGUGCUGAAUUCUAGCAGGUUACAAGAACAGAUGUUUACGUAGAGACGCGGCGUUUUGGGUUGUUUUCAUUUCAAUUAUUUUCCUCGUAGUCCUCAUGUGUAGCAUCUUUGUGAAAGCAAACGUGGCAGAAAGCUUUUGUCUUUGUUAUUCAUGAAUCAGCCUUUUGUACUGCAAAUAUUCUCUGUCUCCCAGUAUUAAAUUACUGCUGUGAACUUGUACUUCUUUUUUUACUGUAUAUUAAUAAUAAAACCAUGACAGGUGCACA
Molecule: messenger RNA, 3398 nt
Organism: Stegastes partitus (bicolor damselfish)
Lineage: Eukaryota; Metazoa; Chordata; Actinopteri; Pomacentridae
Product: RING finger protein 145
Exons: 11
Coding region: 412-2856 (814 amino acids)
Biological process (GO): ERAD pathway; proteasome-mediated ubiquitin-dependent protein catabolic process
Cellular component (GO): endomembrane system
Molecular function (GO): zinc ion binding; ubiquitin protein ligase activity
Source: RefSeq, a predicted model, not a curated record